Messenger RNA from Manduca sexta (tobacco hornworm), 2320 nucleotides. RefSeq names its product F-box only protein 42 (gene Fbxo42). The record is from RefSeq and is a predicted model, not a curated record. NCBI's taxonomy places the organism in Eukaryota, Metazoa, Arthropoda, Insecta, Lepidoptera, Sphingidae. Gene Ontology annotation, molecular function: protein binding.
AAAACUGUCAUUGUCAAAUCUGUCAUUGUCACAAUCACUAUUCAUUUCAGUCACUCCGUGCAAUAAAUGGCUUUCAAUGUUUUCGAUCUUGGAUUACAGAUGGUUUGCGGAUGAAUUACAUUAAUGAUAAUAUGAUAUGAAAACACAGCAGUUAUUAAAUAACAGGCCAUCAGAAAUAUGGACGUAAUCCAUAAAUCUCUACGAGAUCAGACGUUGCGGAGCACAAUUGAAGAUCUUCCUGAUGAAGUGUUGGAAUUCAUUUUAGGCUUUUUACCCCCAUACAAGGACCUGCAAAAUUGUAUGAUCGUUUGCAAAAGAUGGUAUAUUUGUGCUCAAAACGUUUUACACAACACGUCUGUAAAACUCUUAAAGGCUGUGGGAGAAUUUAAUAUCAUUUGGAAAAAUGUAGGCCCAACAGAUAUGGUACCAACCAUAACAAAACGAUUUUCGCAUGCAGCUUGUGUUCUUGAAAAUAAUAUGUAUUUUGGGGGCUGUACCACCAAUUCCACUUCAUUCAAUGAUCUUUGGAGAUUUGAUCUAUCCUUAAGGCAAUGGGUGAGACCACUAGCCACAGGUACAUAUCCAGUUCCCAAAGCUUACACAUCAAUGGUACAUUAUAAAGACUGCCUCAUAGUGUUUGGAGGUUGGACAUAUCCCUCACUCUCCCAAUAUUAUCAAAACAUGACAAUGUUCAAUGAAAUACAUUUUUACUGUGUUAAUACAAAUAAAUGGGUAUUAAUAAAUGCAACUAACUGUCCCCCACCUAUGGCUGGACAUUCUGCAUGUGUAAAGGAUGAUGAAAUGGUUGUGUUUGGUGGGCUUGUGAUGUCAGCUGUUCAGAACAAUCAGAUACAAUGCUCAAAUGAUGUGUGGGUGCUAGAUAUACCCACACUUAACUGGAGAAAGCAAGCAACAACUAAACCAAGGCCUUCCCCUAGAUAUGCUCAAUCCCUUAUUCAGUUGGACUCUGAAAGACUAAUGCUUUUGGGAGGAGUGCAAACUCUGCAUAAUCGUUUUGUGUAUAGUGAUUGUUGGAUACUUACAAUGAAAGGUCCAACAUGGACAUGGAAAGAAUUAGCUGUGAAAAAUAAAGAAUGGGCUUCAGCUAAUAUUUGGUGCAAUCCAGCAUGUAGAGUGGGAGAUAAAGUUGUCAGCCUAAGCAGAAGCAGAAAUGCGUGGAAUGGGGCUAAACCUUUGGUUACAUCAGCAGUCCGUUUGUCUGCUAUGAAUAGGGCUGAAGGCCCACCUGUGUCAGUUAGAGUAGAGCAAAGUCUGCAGAGACCCCUAGAUAGAGACCAAAAUAUCAAUGGCAGACGAGGUGUUUUACCAAGGCGUUCUCAUCCUCCUAGACAGGGCCAAAACACUCCAAAUCAAGAACCAGUAGCUGGACCUAGUAAUGAAGACAGAUCUCACAAUUCAGUAGCUUGUAAAGAAAAUAAUUCAGAUAAUAAAAAUCACCAAGCUGGACCAAGUAGUGAAUCACGCAAUACAGGCAAUAAUUUAGAGUUUGCUACUAAAGAUCUGGCCUUGAAGAGAAACAAAAAUAAAAACAAGGGAAUGAAAAUAGUACGACAAUUGCAAGAAGCUAAUAAAUACAGAAUGGCGGCGUUUGCUUGCGAUUCAUCUAUUCACAAUUCCCCACCUGAAAAUGAUCUCAUUAAUCAGAGGCAAAUUGCCCACUUAGAGAAUAGAAGAGAACAACUUCCGCCACCAGAUAACCCUCAACAAAGGCAGCCAGCAGUGAAGAAGAUUAAAAGGAAUACAUUGAGUAUGCAUGUUUUGGAUAUUUCUACUGUAGUAAAUGGGAAUUCCCUGAACUAUGUGUCUUGGUUAUGCCCCCGCUUGGGAGAAAUGACUGGAGCUCCGGAAGAAUUAGUUAUGUACUCAUUAGUGAAAGGGAAUGGAGAAUUGAUUAUGUUUGGAGGUGUCCACAAUGAUGUUAGUAUUUUUAAUUACUCUGAACACCAAAAUAUGUACUCCAAUUCGUUACAUUUCAUUACGCCUCCCAGAGAUAUAAUAUAAAGUUUAUACAUUUUAUUUGUUAUUCUGAUUUUAAAAUACUUUACAUGAUUUUCUCACAUCAGAGCCACAUAUUUGUUUGCAAUGAAAUUAUGCAAGUAACAAAUGUUUGUUUUCUUUAUUGUAAAUGCACUAACGAAGUAUCUGUUAUGUAAUCUAUGUUAUACUUGCUUGUAUUUAUUUGAAACAUAAUAUUAGUAAUAAUGAAACAAAAAGUGUUCUGUGAUUUCUGUUGUAAAUAUUAAUAGCUUGUGUAUAAUAUAUCUAAGCUUUGAAUUAAAAGGUUGAUUUAUUACUGAAA